Molecule: messenger RNA, 3262 nt
Organism: Mustela erminea (ermine)
Lineage: Eukaryota; Metazoa; Chordata; Mammalia; Carnivora; Mustelidae
Gene: SESN1
Product: sestrin 1
Exons: 11
Coding region: 523-2178 (551 amino acids)
Biological process (GO): negative regulation of TORC1 signaling; positive regulation of macroautophagy; cellular response to L-leucine
Cellular component (GO): nucleus
Molecular function (GO): L-leucine binding; oxidoreductase activity, acting on peroxide as acceptor
Source: RefSeq, a predicted model, not a curated record
UGGGGCCGGAGACACUUUCCUCCAACGCUGCAGCCGGGACAGCGGCUGCCAGAGGCGGCCGCCCCCAACGAGCGACUGGGUCUCCGGCCGCGGCAGCCAGUGAGCAAGGAUUUGGCGAGAUUUCCCCACCAGCUCCCGGCGGCAGCUGAGGGGUAGGGAGGAGCUGCAGGGGGCGGGGACUGGUGCCGGAGGAGGGGCGGGGUGGGAAUGUUCCUGAGAACCCGGUGGCUGCCCAGACAAAAAACCCCGAAUGGCUGGAGCGCCUUCAACUGUUACCAGCCUUUUUGGGCAGAGCACGGAUUUGACAGCUCCACAACGUGAGGAUAUCCGCUGACCCCGCGAGACGGAGGAGAGCACUUCCCCGGGACUGCCUGUGCAGCAGAGCCAGCGCUUUCGGGUUUCAACUUUCCAACUUUUUUUUUAGUCUCUGACAAGAAGACUGCCCCUUCAUGUAGGAGAGGUGCUUUUGGGGACAUGCUGAAAGGUAACUGAAGACGGCAAAGAAAAAAACCUCCAGUUGUCAUGGCUGAAGGGGAGAAUGAAGUGAGAUGGGAUGGACUGUGCAGUAGAGAUUCAACUACUAGAGAGACAGCACUGGAAAACAUAAAGCAAACCAUUUUGAGAAAAACCGAGUAUCUUCGUUCGGUGAAAGAGACACCUCUUCGUCCAUCAGACGGGCUUUCAAAUGCUGUUUCUUUGGAUGGGUUGAAUAAACUUCUUGCUCAUCUGCUGAUGCUUUCUAAGAGAUGUCCCUUUAAAGAUGUAAGAGAGAAAACGGAAUUUAUUUUGAAGAGCGUCCAGGAACUUGGAAUUAGAAUUCCUCGACCACUAGGACACGGACCAAGCAGAUUCAUCCCAGAAAAGGAGAUUCUCCAAGUGGGUAGUGAAGACGCACAGAUGCAUACUUUAUUUGCAGAUUCUUUUGCUGCUUUGGGUCGUUUGGAUAACAUUACAUUAGUGAUGGUUUUUCACCCACAAUAUCUAGAAAGUUUCCUUAAAACUCAACACUAUCUACUGCAAAUGGAUGGGCCAUUACCCCUACAUUAUCGGCACUACAUUGGAAUAAUGGCUGCAGCAAGACACCAGUGUUCCUACUUAGUGAACCUCCAUGUAAAUGAUUUCCUUCAUGUUGGUGGGGACCCCAAGUGGCUUAAUGGUUUAGAGAAUGCUCCUCAAAAACUACAAAAUUUAGGAGAACUUAACAAAGUGUUAGCGCAUAGACCUUGGCUUAUUACCAAAGAACAUAUUGAGGGACUUUUAAAAGCUGAAGAGCACAGCUGGUCCCUUGCAGAACUGGUACAUGCAGUAGUUCUCCUCACACACUAUCAUUCUCUUGCCUCAUUCACGUUUGGCUGUGGAAUCAGUCCAGAAAUUCAUUGUGAUGGUGGCCACACCUUCAGACCUCCUUCAGUUAGUAACUACUGCAUCUGUGACAUUACAAACGGCAAUCACAGUGUGGAUGAGAUGCAGGUCAACUCAGCAGGAAAUGUUUCGGUAAGUGAUUCCUUCUUUGAGGUUGAAGCCCUCAUGGAAAAGAUGAGGCAGUUACAAGAAUGUCGAGAUGAAGAAGAGGCAAGUCAGGAAGAGAUGGCUUCACGUUUUGAAAUAGAAAAAAGAGAGAGCAUGUUUGUCUUCUCUUCAGAUGAUGAAGAAGUCACACCAGCAAGAGAUGUGUCUCGUCACUUUGAGGAUACUAGUUACGGCUAUAAGGAUUUCUCUAGACAUGGGAUGCAUGUGCCAACAUUUCGAGUUCAGGACUAUUGCUGGGAAGACCAUGGUUAUUCUUUGGUAAAUCGCCUUUAUCCAGAUGUGGGACAGUUGAUUGAUGAAAAAUUUCACAUUGCUUACAAUCUUACUUAUAAUACAAUGGCAAUGCACAAAGAUGUCGAUACCUCAAUGCUUAGACGAGCUAUUUGGAACUAUAUUCACUGCAUGUUUGGAAUAAGAUAUGAUGACUAUGACUAUGGUGAAAUUAACCAGCUAUUGGACCGUAGCUUUAAAGUUUAUAUCAAAACUGUUGUUUGCACUCCCGAAAAAGUUACCAAAAGAAUGUAUGAUAGCUUCUGGAGGCAGUUUAAGCACUCUGAGAAGGUUCAUGUUAAUCUGCUUCUUAUAGAAGCUCGGAUGCAAGCAGAACUCCUCUACGCUCUGAGAGCCAUUACCCGCUAUAUGACCUGAUGCCUUUCCUCCAUUAAAGAUAAUGGAAUGAUCAGCAGAUAUAGUCUACAGGGGAUGGUACUAAGCCCCAGGACCAAUGGUAGAUAAAAGAAUUCAGAAAUCCAUUGUGCCAUGAUUCCUUUAGUUUUUGCUAUGUUACUGUGGAAACACCACUGCUGGCACGAGCAGUGAAUGCUUGGCAGCUUCAAGUGUAGAGCUGUGAAGAAGGGCUGCCGUUCACAGUAUUUUGCUUUUUGACAGUACAAGAUGCUGUAUAACUGUUUUAAUACAGCAAAUAGUAACUCUCCAAAUCCUGUUGCUUUUAUGUUAAAUAAGAUAACAAGAAUUGGAGCAUGCAGAGAAUGGGACUUGGAUAAUGACAUAAGCUUUUUAUACAUAAAGAAUUUUAGAUCUUGGUGCUGCUAUUUCUGCUGGUGGAAUGACUAUAGAGUGGCUGUUCCAGUUAAGCUAUUAGUAAUAAAAGUGAACACUGCUACUAUCUGAGCCUACAUACCUAAUUUGUGUGGUUUCAAAUUAAACUUGCAUAUGUGUUAUUUUUUUUUGCAUUUUAAAAAGCAUAGAAUUAUUACAGCUCAGCAAAGGCCAUUUUGAUGGUAACAGUUCAUUUCUUUCAUUGGAUGAAUUAAAUUACAGUGGCAUUCUUAAAGAUUUUGUUCAAAAAGCAAUCUUAAAUGAAAGAGUAUAAAUUGUAAGGAAAGCUAGCUAUCUUUUCAUAUGCUCUUUCCCAAGAUUCUCUGACACUGGAGGGCAGCUGUCUUGUGCAGUAUUUUGUUUCCAGCCUGAAGUUGUGGGAAAUGUUGCUGUAGACUGCUGCGCAGUCCCAGGUGCAUUCUGCCCCUUUGCUCCUGCCCGCCUCAUGGUCCCCACUUUAAAGAUUGUGGAGCCGUUUAAAUAAUAAAGCUGGAAAAUAUUUUUAGUCGGGUUAUCAAAUUUGAUUUACAAAAAUGCUAACUUUGUUUGAAAUGCAAAAAGAUUGAAAAAAUGUAUUAAGUACACUUUGUAUUCUGGAAGCGUGAAUUGCUUUUGAAGUCUGUCAGUAUUAUUGGUAUUUUUCAAUAAAGAAUCAUUUUUUUCUCCAAUUUUA